Cetraspora pellucida is the source of this 1237-nucleotide messenger RNA. Lineage: Eukaryota; Fungi; Glomeromycota; Glomeromycetes; Diversisporales; Gigasporaceae. The record is from the annotation of a GenBank genome assembly.
AGGAACUCUUAGACGUGCUGUUAAAAAUAGGUUGCCUAAACAUACUGGCCCUAAAACAGUCUUAAGCAAACAUGAGGAAGAGCAGCUAGUAGGUUAUUGUAAAAAUAUGCAGAAGUUAGAGUUUGGUUUAACAAGAUCAGGGCCUGACAGGGCUUGGUGGAACCAUUUUUUGAAAGAUCACUUAGACUUAUCUUUUCAAAAUAUGGAUAAAACUGAUUUCGUUAUUUCCACUAAAGACCAAAAAGUUCUCAUGACAAAAGGCGCUCGUCAAGUUCAUAAAGUCUCACACAGAAAUGUGCAUGAGUACAUUUCUGUUGCUCCAACAAUUUCAGUAGCAGGUGACUACAUUCCUCUAUUAAUUAUUUAUAAAGGUGUUUGUAUGAUUCCUGGUUUAUUAGCUAAAAGUCCAGAUGGUGCUGUUAUGGGUUUUACUGAUAUUGGGUACAUGCAAGAAAGCCUCUUCCAAAUGUAUAUUGAACACUUCAUUAAGUCAAUUCUGCCUAUUUGUUUGAUCCUAUUAAUACUUGAUGGCCAUAAAAGUCAUGUAAAUUAUACAAGUGUUAGAUUCUGUCAUGAGAAUGGGAUUCUACUUUAUGCACUUCCUUCAUACACAACACAUAUCCUCCAAGCGUCUAAACUCCCUUUUGCAAAACUUAAAAAAGAGUAUAAUAAAGGUUGUGAUAAGCUACAUAAUACUAAGGGAGAAGUAGUAACCAAGUAUACAUUCGCUAAGAUUCUUGGACCAGCAUUCGCUACAAUCUACACUUCUAAGGCAAUUAUUAAUGCCUUCAGAGACACAGGAACUUGGCUUUUAAAUUCUAAUGCCAUUAGCCCUGAACGUCUUGUCCCAUUAUUACCAACCGAAAAAGAACCAUCAUCUUCCAAAAUUGUUCCUUCCUCUUCUCAACCUACCCGUAAAUACUUCACUAGAACUGGUGUUGCCAAAGAAAGAAGUUAUAAAUUAAUAAAUGAAGAACUAGAGACCUUUAAAAAUCCCGGUACCUGUCCUUUGAAAAUAGCACUUAAAUAUUCUACUUCUCAGCUUUCAUCACAAACUAACAAACAAGAAACUUGUGAAUUAGAGGCUGCAGAAGAAGCUGCCAAAUCUAAAGCUAAAAACAUAAAAAGAAAAAAAGAGAUUGCAGCCCAAAAAAAACUCAACUUCUCUAAGCUUUCAUAUAUGAUGUCUCAGCACCCACUUCAGAGCGAAGACGAUUCACAAUGUCACAUAGUUUAA